UGUAAAGGACAAGACACAGUGACCCAGCAAACAGGAGAUGUUACUGCUGCUGAAGGAGGCUCAGUCACACUCAGCUGUACUUUCAGCACGAGUGAUAAAUAUCCUUAUUUAUUUUGGUACAAACAAGAAGCAAACAGCUCUCCAAAGUACAUGCUGAAACGAUACCCAAGCAAAGCAUCAAAAGAAGAUAAUGCUCCGGAGUUUAGGGAUGAAAGAUUUGAUGCUGAGCUGAGCGAUAAAUCAGUUCCUCUGAGGAUCCAGAAGCUGCAUGUGUCUGACUCUGCUGUGUACUACUGUGCUCUGCAGCCCACAGUGACAGGAAACAGCACAACUCUGUACAAAAACCUCUGGAGCAAAGACAACACAAUACUCCACAACAUCCACCAGAGGGCCUCACACUCUGUUUCACCUCUACAGUUUGUGAAAAAUAGCCAGAAUGCUCAAUUUUCCAACACCAUGUUUGCUGCAUGCCUGCACCUAUGGAUCACUAAACUGUUAGCAGGAGUAAGAGGAGCAGAGAGAAGAGAAAGUACAGAUCAGAGAGGAGACGGAGAGAUUCAGGGAGGAGCUGAGCUGCUUCUGAACUGUAGAAGAGACACAAAGUUCCACAUUCACCACAGUUCAACACACAAAGCACAAACAUCAACUUUAUCCAGCAUGGACUAUUACGUACUUUCUCUACUUAUCAUCAAGAUUCUCACAGGUGUCAGCUGUGAAAAACUGUCUGCAGAGGAGAAGGAAGUGUCAACUUUAGAAGGCAGCUCUGUUACUCUGUCCUACAAAUAUGACCAAAAAGCAACCAUCAAUGAGUAUUUCUACUGGUACCGACAAUAUCCAGGAAAACCACCAGAGUUCCUGAUCUCUCAUUAUGGAACAGGAAAAGAAAUAUCAGAUCCAGUUGAUGGACUGUCUUAUAAAGUGAGUGAAGAUAAAACACAGAUGGAUCUGCAGAUCUCCUCUGCUGCAGUGACAGACUCUGCUGUGUACUACUGUGCUGUGAGGCCCACAGUGACAGGAAACAGCACAACUCGCUUCCAUCAGCCUGAAUGGAAACAGAACACAGAGGAGGAGGAGCUACAGCUGAAUAUGAAAGGCCUCAUGUUGGAACUGAGGAGCUGCUGUGUUCUCUCUGCUGUUCACUCACAACAAGAGAAAAUAAUGCUUCUGCUUUUCAUUUGGAUGAUGACGGUCUCCCUUCAGACAGGAUCCUCUGAGGAUUUACUGACACCAUUUAAAUCUGUGCAGAUGGGUUUGGAAGGAGAGACUCUGACUCUCUCCUGUAACUAUUCAGGUUCUGUAAAUUAUCUCUUCUGGUACCGACAGAGUUCAGGUUCAUCUCCACAGCUCAUCAUCUCAGGAUUUUCAGAUCAAACUGGAGAAAAGUUUUCUUUCAAACACAAAAACAAACAAAAGGAGUUUGAUCUGCAGAUCUCCUCUGCUGCAGUGACAGACUCUGCUGUGUACUACUGUGCUCUGCAGCCCACAGUGACAGGAAACAGCACAACUCUGUACAAAAACCUCUGGAGCAAAGACAACACAAAACUCCACAACAUCCACCAGAGGGACUCACACACUGUUUCACGUGUCAGCUGUGAAAAACUGUCUGCAGAGGAGAAGGAAGUGUCCACUUUAGAAGGCAGCUCUGUUACUCUGUCCUACAAUUAUCCCAAGCUGACAACUAGUGUCAGCUGUGAAAAACUGUCUGCAGAGGAGAAGGAAGUGUCCACUUUAGAAGGCAGCUCUGUUACUCUGUCCUACAAAUAUGACCAAAAAGCAUCUGGAAGUGUCAGCUGUGAAAAACUGUCUGCAGAGGAGAAGGAAGUGUCCACUUUAGAAGGCAGCUCUGUUACUCUUUCCUACAAAUAUGACCAAAAAGCAACUGGAAGUGAUUACUUUUUCUGGUAUCGACAAUAUCCAGGAAAACCACCAGAGUUCCUGAUCUCUCAUUCAGGUUCAGGAGGAAAAAUAUCAGAUCCAGUUGAUGGACUGUCUUAUACAGUGAGUGAAGAUAAAACACAGAUGGAUCUGCAGAUCUCCUCUGCUGCAGUGACAGACUCUGCUGUGUACUACUGUGCUCUGCAGCCCACAGUGACAGGAAACAGCACAACUCUGUACAAAAACCUCUGGAGCAAAGACAACACAAUACUCCACAACAUCCACCAGAGGGACUCACACACUAUUUCACUUCUA
Menidia menidia (Atlantic silverside) is the source of this 2190-nucleotide messenger RNA. The record is from the annotation of a GenBank genome assembly. Lineage: Eukaryota; Metazoa; Chordata; Actinopteri; Atheriniformes; Atherinopsidae.